AUGUCGUCGCAGCAGAGAGCGAAGGGAGAAGGCACCAAUUUCAGCCUCAAGUGCAUUAAAGAUAAAAAAAUCCCCAUCGGGGUCACCGUGGUCGUAGCGGCGCUGCUUCUCACCAUCAUCGCCCUGGCGGCAAAGAAAUGCCCGUCCUGUCCAUCCUACCCUUCUCCCGUCCUUCCCGGCUGCCGGGAAAAUGGCAUCGGGUACGGGGAGAAGUGCUUUUAUUUCGUGGAGGAUGAAGCGGAUUGGAACGGGAGCGCCGUCUCCUGCCUUUCUCUGGGCGCCCAUUUGGCCACCGUCGACAGCCGGGAGGAGCUGGUAAAUGAGAAACCCCCGAGGAACUGGUUUGAUGUCCGGGGUGACGGACGAUGCGCCUACGUCCAUCAGGACGGGAUCAGCAGCGACUGGUGCUCCCGCAUGAAAUCCUCCGUCUGCAGCCACCCCCAAAAAGUGCCCCGGCGGGAUCCGGAAGGAUUCAGAAAUCCGGAAUUUCUCCUGACGUUUCCCCCCUCUCCCCUCCCGUAG
This is a messenger RNA of Charadrius vociferus (killdeer), 522 nucleotides long. Its product is annotated as C-type lectin domain family 2 member E-like. The transcript has 4 exons. The record is from RefSeq and is a predicted model, not a curated record. The coding region runs from base 1 to 522 and encodes 173 amino acids. NCBI's taxonomy places the organism in Eukaryota, Metazoa, Chordata, Aves, Charadriiformes, Charadriidae.